CAGCAACCUCCUCGUGGUGAGACCUGGGUCGGCAUUUUCCUUGGAAUAGAAUAUUAUAUUCUACAAUAUUAAUAUUUUAUUCCAUAUCAAGGAUUAUACCGAGCUAAUAGCUGUGAAUUUAACUCUUCACACCUAAAGGCGAACGAUCCGGAAGAUCUCGAUUCAGAUGUCGGACGUGCACGCCACAUGGACUUCAGCUCGUAAAUAUCGUUUUGGCACAGACGGUAAAAUAGUUCUCGCAUCUUCUGUUCUCCACGAGACGCCGGGACGUAACACUGGAUAUCCAACGUUAAUUCACAAACUUAUGCACACCGCUGAACACCCGAAGAGAUAUCGUUUGUCUACCAGUUUAAGCGUUUUGCCACGGAUGGCACUACCAGUUAAAAACGCAGAUUUUCGAAAGCAGAUCAUUCUUGCCGCCAUGUACAUUACAUGGAAUGCCCAGAACGAAUUCGGAAGAGUUAAAUGUUUUCCUGCUUGAGCUUAAGCUAAUUUAAAAGAGACAUAUUUCUAUCUUAAACUAUACAUGGAGAGGCCGUGUAUGCAGAAUUACCAGACUAAAAGAGAAAAAGGAAGUGAAUCAAGGAAAAAGUCCUUGAUUCCAAUGAGAUGAGUCAGAGAAGAUUCCGCGGUGACAGGAACUCAGGCCUAAGCCCAU
Molecule: messenger RNA, 658 nt
Organism: Nomia melanderi (Alkali bee)
Lineage: Eukaryota; Metazoa; Arthropoda; Insecta; Hymenoptera; Halictidae
Source: RefSeq, a predicted model, not a curated record